CCAGAGUCAUGGCAAGUCCUGGACAGAAAGUGGUGCUGAUUACCGGCUGCUCCUCCGGUAUCGGUCUGAGGAUGGCUGUUAUACUGGCCAAGGAUGAACGGAAGCCCUAUCACGUCAUAGCCACGAUGCGUGAUCUGAAACGUAAAGAUAAGCUGGUCGAAGCUGCCGGGGAUGCAUAUGGCAAAACUCUUUCUCUGGCUGUACUGGAUGUCUGCAGCGAUGAAUCCGUCAAACAGUGUAUUAAUGGCAUCAAAGGUCGACAUGUGGAUGUCCUUAUCAAUAAUGCAGGUAUUGGCCUGGUGGGUCCAGUGGAGAGCAUCUCCAUUGAAGAGAUGAAGAAAGUGUUUGAGACCAAUUUCUUUGGGGUGAUUCGCAUGAUAAAAGAGGUGAUGCCCGAUAUGAAGAAAAGAAAAGGAGGACACAUCAUCGUGGUCAGUAGUGUGAUGGGACUGCAAGGUGUGGUGUUCAAUGAUGUGUAUGCAGCUUCCAAGUUUGCCAUGGAGGGCUUCUGUGAGAGUUUGGCUGUGCAGCUCCUCAAGUUUAAUGUCAUAUUGUCACUGAUUGAGCCAGGCCCAGUGCACACAGAAUUUGAGGCCAAGAUGAUUCAGGAGGUGAAGCAGAAGGAGUGUCCUGGAGCGGAUCCUGAGACUGUGCAUUACUUCAAGAACGUCUAUCUGACUUCUUCUCUCAACAUUUUUGAGAUACUGGGCCAAACACCUGAUGACAUUGCCAGAUGCACCAAGAAAGUAAUUGAAGCAAGCAAGCCACGUUUCCGUAAUCUGACCAACCCCUUGUAUUCGCCCAUUGUAGCGCUCAAAUAUGCUGAUGAAACUGGGGGCCUGUCUGUCCGUGCCUUCUACCACAUGCUCUUCAACCUGGGCCCUCUAAUGCAUGCCAGCAUUACCACUAUGAAGUGCCUCACAUGUGGAUGUCUGAGGAGCAGGGCAGUUUCACCAAACUAG
This is a messenger RNA of Monopterus albus (swamp eel), 962 nucleotides long. RefSeq names its product retinol dehydrogenase 8. The record is from RefSeq and is a predicted model, not a curated record. Gene Ontology annotation, biological process: estrogen biosynthetic process; retinol metabolic process. The transcript is spliced from 6 exons. Gene Ontology annotation, cellular component: cytoplasm; cytosol. Gene Ontology annotation, molecular function: estradiol 17-beta-dehydrogenase [NAD(P)+] activity; all-trans-retinol dehydrogenase (NAD+) activity. The coding region runs from base 9 to 962 and encodes 317 amino acids. Lineage: Eukaryota; Metazoa; Chordata; Actinopteri; Synbranchiformes; Synbranchidae.